GUACUGUGCUGGUUGGCUUCCGGCCGCAUGGAAUUCUGGGUAGGAAAGUGAAUUACGAGUCAUCUCUUCUGUGGGUGUGGCGUUACUCUUGCGUAGGCGGUGUAAUCGACAGUGACAUAUCGUGUAUACCCGCCUUGGUAGCGUAGUGAAUUGAACCUGGAUGGUCGUAUUGUACUGCGGUGUUAGAAGGCAUUCAACUUCGAGUGAAGUGGCCUCUACAAAAGGGAAGUAUCUGCCCGUAUACAUGUUGAAAUGUGGGACCAGAUCAUACGCGGAUGGGAACGAAUGUAUGGCUACUUUUUCACUAGACGCGUCGUGCCUGAAUUUGACGAAAGUUCUGUGGACUUGUUUGUAAAAGUUAAGGAAAUCAACAAAAGAACCCUUGGCAAGCUUGUGAUAGCGACAGUUGGGCAUGAAGGGCAAGAAAACAACAAAGCUGAAGAAGUUUUAAGGCGACAAAUACAAACCUGCAUAUCCAAAGUUCCUAACUACUCACCCGAAACUUGGAAAGAUGCACGUGUUUCGUUCAUCUGCAGGGAUGGGAAAGUGUUUGUUAUACAGUCUGGCUGUGGAAGGAUGCAAUUCAUGGUUCGCUUGGAUGGAAAAGAUAGAAUUAAAUUUGUGGAUUUCAACUGAUUUUGAAAUGAAAAAAUAUAUACUCAACAAAAUAAGAAAGUAUGCAAGUUUCAAAUUUGGUUUUUUCAUUGCUGUAUUUCGCCUGGUGUUUCAAAUGAUGAAAAAUCACAACAAUGCACAAUGCACAUGUAAAUCAUGCGUGACGCAUGCAUCUAUGGUCCUGAGGGGAAUACAAUGUGAAGGCACUGAAAAAUGUGCCAAACAUUAAACGCAUGACGCAUGAACACUUUCGGAUUGAUCAAUUGAUAACGUGUAUUAACAAUAAUAAAAAUCACAAGGAAUGGAAUCUGACACUCAGAAAAGAAGAUGCCACGAAUAUUACAUAAGCAACGUUAACGGUUGUUGGUAUGGAUGAAGCAGGCGCCUCUGUCAGUGCAGAUGCACAUCGUUUCAUUGUUACCAGGGCAACCAUUCUCCGCCUUCUUAACCGCCUUAAGAACACUAGAACAACCAAUGGCCACCCUCGGACGGACGGACCAAGGGUUACAACUGCUGUGCAGAGUUCCGCAAUAUUGGUAAGGAGGAUGAAUGUCUCUGACCCGACCAUAAGAAAUCGUCUGUGUUGUCAAGCGUGAAUAGACGUCAGAGGAGGAUCAAUACUGAUUAGGUUCAGAAUGACACUAUUUGUAACUUGUGAUUUGGGAACACGGGUGGCCCAGUCGUCUAAGGCUCUGCCAUAGGAUGUGCAGAGCUGCGUCCCUUGGGCACGCCAGAAACGAAUGGUUGUAAGUUCGAAUCCCGAAUCUAGGUUUGUCAGCAUCAUUCACGUGCUCGUGAGUUUUACAAAAGUGGUAAAGGUCUGAGACAUGUACCACUUCGGGCUUUCAUCCUACAUUUAUCCGACCCGCCGUGAUAUUACUGGAAUACCAUACUGUUAAAAGCGGCGUUAACCCAACCCUCUCGCUCAUAUGUAACCUUGUCUUCCGAGGGUGCAUGUGUUUGAAGGCACGUCGUUUGGACUGUGAGUGUCACAGAUGAACUGACCAUGAACACUUGCCAUUUUAUUGCAACGUGGUGCUUCUACAAUUGCUGUAUAUUCUUUACAUUGAAGUUUCUAAUGCAAUAAAUUACGGUCGACUUCCCAUGGUUCUUUUUUGUUGAGUAUAAUAUUCUCGAAAACUGGCUUCCACAGGUGAAAUGGCUCAGGUGAUAUUUUAAUCCAUAGUAUCCAUUGGUUACAUGACAUCAAAACCCAGUAAUGACAGCUCUAUUCUCAGCCACUAAAUCUGCUUAACUCUAUUAUUUACACUUUUAAUU
Haliotis rufescens (red abalone) is the source of this 1893-nucleotide messenger RNA. RefSeq lists its product as uncharacterized. The record is from RefSeq and is a predicted model, not a curated record. The transcript is spliced from 4 exons. The coding region runs from base 253 to 636 and encodes 127 amino acids. NCBI's taxonomy places the organism in Eukaryota, Metazoa, Mollusca, Gastropoda, Lepetellida, Haliotidae.